GCACAUGAGUUCCGAGGUAGUUUGAAAGUUGCAUGCCUCACAAGCCCAAGUUUUCGGCUUCAAUUGGUUUGUCACACAAGCACCUUCCUAACCUCGCUUCGUUACUGCGUCAAUUUGUCAAUAUCGUUGUCGAUGAGCCGAGGCUUCCUUGAAAAAAGUGCACAACCCUCAACAAAUCAAUGGGGAAGAUAUCAAGUCUGUCAAGCCGCCAGCUUCUCAGACCCUCAUGGAAAUCGACAACCCUUCAUAAUUCCCAUCGAUUCUCGUCCGCUCUCGCCGUCAAGAUGGCCCCAAUACCAGAGCCGUUCAAUCCCGGUCUUCCCCAGAACACUCCGGGGCUCCCUCCCAAAGUGCCGGACACCUCGUAUCCCAUCGAAGUCAGAAAGAAGCUCGGAAUCUACGGUCUCACGCCUCCCAAUGUUGAGAGUCACGCUCUCCAAAGCCAACGGUGCAUGAAGCAAUUGGCAUCAAAAACCACCCCUAUCGAGAAAUACAUCUAUCUCAGCAACUUGAGAAAUACCAAUACCCACCUCUUCUACCGGCUUGUGCUUGAGAACUUCACUACGAUCGCUCCCUUGAUUUAUACCCCUGUUGUUGGUGAAGCAUGCUUGAAGUGGUCUGAGAUAUAUCAGCGACCAGAGGGACUCUAUGUCUCGUACAAGGACCGAGGUUCAAUCAUUGAUGUUUUAAGGAAUUGGCCUCAACCUAAUGUGGAGAUCACCGUUGUUACCGAUGGCAGUCGUAUUCUUGGACUUGGUGACCUUGGUGUCAAUGGGAUGGGGAUUCCUGUUGGAAAGCUGGCACUUUACACAGGCUGUGCUGGUAUUCGACCCGAAGCUACCUUACCGUUGACAUUGGAUCUUGGAACGAACAAUGAAUUGCUGUUGAAGGACCCCCUCUAUAUGGGCGCCAAGAUGAGAAAAGUUUCAGAGAAGGAAGAGAUAGAAUUCCUAGACGAAUUGAUGGUUGCACUGAACACAGUAUGGCCUGGUAUUGUCGUUCAAUUUGAGGACUUCAAGAAUCCCUUCCCAGCACUUGAGAAGUACCAACAUCAAUACACUUGCUUCAAUGACGAUAUUCAAGGAACUGGAGCUGUCAUAUUGGGAGGUAUCAUCAACGCAUUGAAGAGCACUGGAAGACCUAUCAGGGAUCACCGCGCUGUAUUCAUGGGCGCAGGAAGUGCUGGUGUCGGUGUUGCCAAGCAAAUUGUUGAGUAUUUCAUCAAGGAAGGUCUGACUGAAGAUGAGGCCCGCCGAUGCUUCUGGUUUGUUGAUACUAAGGGUCUUAUCACCAAUGACAGAGGAGACAAGCUUGCCCAACACAAGAUAUACUUCUCUCGGGACGACAACAAGGGACAGCAGUUCAAGUCGUUGCCAGAGGUUGUUGAAUAUGUCAAACCAACGAUUUUGAUGGGACUGUCAACAAUGCGAGGCAUCUUUGACAAAUCAAUUCUCCAAAAGAUGGCUAAGCUCAACGAACGUCCAAUUAUCUUCCCCUUGUCGAAUCCUUCCAGCAAUGCUGAAUGCACGUUCGAGGAGGCUAUGAAGCAUACUGAUGGCAAGGCCAUUUUUGCGAGUGGAAGUCCUUUCCCACCCUAUCUUCAUAAUGACCAAGUGAUGCAACCAAGUCAGGGAAACAACAUGUACGUCUUCCCUGGAAUUGGCCUCGGCGCAAUUCUUUGCAAGGCGAUCCAUAUUACUCAAGAGAUGAUCUACACCUCCGCCGUCGCUCUCAGCACGGCUAUUAACACGAACGAGAUCAACGCGGGCAGACUCUACCCCGAACUUGACCGAAUUCGGGAAGUCAGCGUAAUCGUCGCACGGGAAGUAAUCCGCGAAGCUCAACGACAAGGUGUUGAUCGCGAGAAGUCUAUUCGCAACCUUAGUGACUCCCAGCUUGACGUCUUCAUUCGGAGCAGGAUGUAUGAUCCCACAAAAGAGUCCGGACUCGAAGAAAUCGACACGCCAAAAUUCCGAAGCUCAUCCUCAAAACUUCGUGUUCCCGGUUCUCCUUCAAAGCUGUAGAUGCACUGGGACCGGGUGUUAAUUUGCUUGAUUCUGCGGGUACGUUAUGCGGAUACACAAAAUUCAAAGUGGCUGGGGGGUUUAGAAAUUGCUUGAUGAUUAAUUUCAUUCGUCUAAAUAAUAAUGGCGUAGCUAGUCAGCUGGGUAUAAUGCCAAAUUUGUCUCUUCUUGACACCCGAAGCCGGUGAGGUGUCUAAAUUUCAUUAAGACACUCCUUUCCGACAAUCGAGUCACCCGAUCCUUCUACAUCCUUCUCUUCUUCUUCAACCUUCCACUUCCAUCUCCCAGUGUUGAUCCCCUCCCUGUGCUCCUCACA
Molecule: messenger RNA, 2340 nt
Organism: Hyaloscypha bicolor E
Lineage: Eukaryota; Fungi; Ascomycota; Leotiomycetes; Helotiales; Hyaloscyphaceae
Product: malic enzyme, NAD binding domain-containing protein
Exons: 8
Coding region: 285-2024 (579 amino acids)
Biological process (GO): malate metabolic process; pyruvate metabolic process
Cellular component (GO): mitochondrion
Molecular function (GO): NAD binding; malate dehydrogenase (decarboxylating) (NAD+) activity
Source: RefSeq, a predicted model, not a curated record